AGCGAAGAAAAGGUCCAAAAACCCUCGAAAGUCUCUAACUCCAACGAAGGCAAGGAAUGGCGAAGAAGAACAAGAAGCAGGCAACAGAGGGCGAGGUGGAACCGGAACUCAACACCAACAAUGACGACAGCGAUGAUUCUCACAAUAAGAAGAAACUUAAGAAAAAGAAUAAGAAGAUGAAAAUACCCACAGUUAGCAUAGCCGUGCCUGGUUCCAUCAUUGACAACGUUCCAACUCUCGAGCUCGCUACCCGGUUGGCUGGUCAAAUCGCUCGUGCCGCAACCAUUUUCCGAAUCAACGAGGUGGUUGUGUUCGACAAUAAAAGUAACCCAGAUAAUGAUUCCGUGCUGGAUAAUUCGAAUGAUGAAAGUGGUGCCUCUUUUCUGAUGCAAAUCCUGCAGUAUCUUGAGACACCUCAGUAUUUGAGGAAGGCUCUUUUUCCAAUGCAUAACAGCCUACGAUUUGUGGGCCUGUUGCCACCUCUUGAUGCUCCACACCAUUUGCGCAAACAUGAAUGGGGUCCUUAUCGAGAAGGUGUCACUGUAAAAGAAAGACACUUGAACUCAGGGGCAACGCUAGUUGAUGUUGGGUUAGUGAAGAAUGUUAUAGUUGACCAAAUAUUUAAACCAGGAAGAAGAGUUACUGUUGCCAUGGGUACCGACCGAAAUUUGGAUUCUGAUUUACCACGCCAGGUCGUCUCAUCAUCUAAGCCUACUAGGGAAGAAGGAACAUAUUGGGGAUAUCAAGUGCGUUAUGCACAUAAUAUUAGUGCAGUAUUUAAGGAUUGUGCAUACAAGCGUGGCUAUGAUUUUAUAAUUGGUACCUCUGAGCAUGGUCAGAUUAUUAAGUCUUCUGAUCUUGAAAUACCUUCUUUCAGACAUUUAUUGAUUGCCUUUGGUGGACUGGCUGGGUUGGAAGAGAGUAUUGAAGAAGAUGAUAACUUAAAGGGAAAAAAGGCACAGGAUGCAUUCAAUUUAUAUUUAAAUACAUGUCCACAUCAGGGCAGCCGAACAAUUCGAACAGAGGAAGCUAUUUUGAUCUCUCUCCAGUACUUCCAAGAACCGAUCAGCCGAGCAUUGCAGUGUUGAACAUUGUUGAAGUCUUAAAAUUCAUAUAGUCAAGGCAUUGAUUCUCCAAAUUCUGGCUGAAACUGAGACGAAGGCAUUAGUUCAAAACAAAUUAGAAAUUGUCCUUCCGCCUCAUCCCAAAGUGGCCAUCAUGUGGCAGGAUUCUUUUUCCAACAAUACAUGUUAACGAGAAUAGUGUUCCAACAAUACAUGUUACUGAGAAAUGGGAGUUGCUAUGGAAUCUAUUGGAUAACUACCAUUACAUCAGAAGGAAUAGAUGUUAACGUUAUGCACAAUUGUGUUAAGCUUCACGAUCACUCUGCCUUUUCCUUCUGUUUGGAGCCUUAUAAAGAUAGCUCAAACUAUAAGGGUUGAUAUAAUAAUACCAACAUCAAGUAGUGUCAAUAUAUUCUUUUUGGCGUUGUUAUAA
This is a messenger RNA of Glycine soja, 1497 nucleotides long. RefSeq names its product putative methyltransferase C9orf114. The transcript is spliced from 11 exons. NCBI's taxonomy places the organism in Eukaryota, Viridiplantae, Streptophyta, Magnoliopsida, Fabales, Fabaceae. The record is from RefSeq and is a predicted model, not a curated record. Bases 57 to 1088 code for a protein of 343 amino acids.